GCUGGAAAAGAAGACGCGGUCUGGGCAACGGCGCUAGUGAUCGCUUUCUUGAAAACAGAGGUCGCUGAUCGUCGGCGGGAAUGGCAACUUAUGUCAAAGAAGGCACGAGAUUGGCUGGCCAUCAGGGUGAAAUCGGAUAUAUCAGUGGAUGAAUUGAUCAAGGAGGCCACCUUUGUGCUUCAGGCCAUUUCAAAAGCUGUGAGGCCGAAUAACUAA
Messenger RNA from Dibothriocephalus latus, 216 nucleotides. Lineage: Eukaryota; Metazoa; Platyhelminthes; Cestoda; Diphyllobothriidea; Diphyllobothriidae. The record is from the annotation of a GenBank genome assembly.